AUUAUAUCAAGGAAAAAAGACCAAAAGCAAUAACUGAGAGCUGGUGUAGAGUAUUACGUACAGUGUAGGAUGGGACUCGGAAGACCUGGGUUCAAAUCUGUGCAUAACCAUCUGCUGUUUGAGCUUUUAGGUUGGAUUAAGGUAUAAACCAUUAAGGGGCAUGUUACCAGAACCUCUGUAUAAAUGCUUUUUUGAUAUGCUGAAGGGUGGAUGAGAUAAUAGACAAGAAACAGAGUUGUCAUCCAGAGAAUGCCAAGACAGAAGGCUUCCCGAUUACAGGAGGACACCUAAGCCAAGAUAGCCGAGGAAAGGAGUGUCCUAGAUUCUCCUCUGGCCCUGCUAUGAGAAUUGAAUUGAGUACCAAUGAACCUUCUGAUGCUCUGUUAAUUUGCUGGAGGUCGGUAGCGAUGAAGAACGGAAACUGAACCUGAGCUUGAGCGAAAGCUUUUUUAUGGUGAAAGGUGCCGCUUUAUUCCUCCAGCAAGGGAGCAGCCCACAAGGCCCACGGAGUCUUCCCCACCCUCACAAACAUGCAGGUGAUUUGCCCCAGCACCUCCAGGUGAUGAUCAACCUCCUUCGCUGUGAGGACAGGAUCAAGCUGGCUGUUCGUUUAGAAAGUGCUUGGGCAGACCGAGUGAGGUACAUGGUCGUUGUCUAUAGCAACGGGCGCCAAGACACGGAGGAGAACAUCCUGCUUGGGGUGGAUUUUUCCAGCAAGGAGAGCAAAAGCUGCACCAUCGGGAUGGUUCUGCGCCUCUGGAGCGAUACAAAGAUCCAUCUGGACGGCGACGGCGGGUUUAGCGUCAGCACUGCCGGGAAGAUGCAUGUUUUCAAACCUGUUUCGGUGCAGGCGAUGUGGUCUGCCCUGCAGAUCCUCCACAAGGCUUGCGAGGUGGCCCGGCGGUACAAUUACUUCCCGGGCGGGAUGGCGCUCGUCUGGGCCACGUACUAUGAGAGCUGCAUCGCCUCCGAGCAGAGCUGCAUCAACGAGUGGAACGCCAUGCAGGACGUGGAGUCGACGCGUCCCGACUCGCCGGCUUUAUACGUGGACAAGCCAACUGAGAGGGAGCGGGCAGAACGGCUCAUCAAGGCCAAGCUCCGGAGCAUUAUGAUGAGCAAAGACCUGGAGAACAUCACCUCCAAAGAAAUCCGGAACGAGCUAGAGAAGCAGAUGAGCUGCAACCUGAAGGAGUUCAAGGAAUUCAUUGACAACGAGAUGCUGCUGAUCCUGGGGCAGAUGGACAAGCCUUCCCUCAUCUUUGACCACCUGUACCUGGUCUCUGAGUGGAACGCCUCCAACCUUGAAGAGCUCCGAGGCUCAGGCGUGGACUACAUCUUGAACGUCACCAGGGAGAUUGACAAUUUUUUCCCUGGUAUGUUCGCCUACCACAACAUCAGAGUCUACGACGAAGAGACGACGGACCUCCUGGCCCACUGGAAUGAAACCUACCAUUUCAUAAACAAAGCCAAGAGGAAUCGCUCCAAGUGCCUGGUCCACUGUAAGAUGGGGGUGAGCCGCUCGGCCUCCACGGUGAUCGCCUACGCCAUGAAGGAGUUUGGCUGGUCCUUGGAGAAGGCGUACAACUACGUGAAGCAGAAGCGCAGCAUUGCCCGGCCAAAUGCCGGCUUCAUGAGACAGCUGCAGGAAUACCAGGGCAUUUUGGAUGCCAGCAAACAGCGUCAUAACAAGCUGUGGAAGCAGCAGUCGGAGGACAGCCUCCCGCAGAAUUCGGAGGCCCCCAGUGGGCCGGGCGAUUUCUUCCUUGACGGUUUUGACAUCGACCUGGACCCUUCUCCUUGCCAGCCCAGCUUCCCGGACCCCGGGGGAAACGAGGAGCCCGUGGGCUUCCACUACUGCUUCCGGCGCCUCUCGGACUCCUUACCUGGGAGCCGGGAAUCCUUUUUCCAGGUGGAGGACCUGGAAAGGGACGUGCUUCUCCAGGAGGCCGAGUUGCCCGCCUUGCCGGCCCUGCCGUUUGCAGGGUUCUCCGACCCGUCGGAGGAGGAGGAGAAGCUGGAGGGUGAGGAGAGAGCCGAAAUCGCCGCUGGACUCGGCGAGAAAAAAGCCUGGAAGGAGGCUGAGGCUGGCCUCCCGAAGGGCGACGGCGUGUCGCCCAGGCUGGCAGUGCCGGAGGAGGGAGAGGCCAGAGAGGAGAAACCGGUCGAAAGGUGGAAACGGCGCUCGUCUGUGCAGGAGGAGGAGAGCAGGUUGAACUGCGAGAACCUGAACAACAACAACAGCAAGAGGAGCUGCCCGGAGGAGUUUCAGCACGACACCAUCUUUGGGAUCCUAAACAAAGUGAAGCCUCCCUACAAGUCCUGCGCCAAUUGCAUGUACUCCUCCCUGGGAGCCCCUGCGGAUGCUUUUGGGGAGCCGCACGACAGCCUCCACCCCGCCCCUCUGUGCCGCAGUGCUGCGGUCUGCACGCAGCCCGCCUUCCUCCCGCCGGGGCCCCCUGCAUUUCUGGACCAGCCGUUCAACGUGUCUCCACUUAGAGAGAUCCGUGGAGCCAAAACCAACAGCUUGUCUUCUGCGCUGGUGGGGAGCAACCCACCCGUGCAGGAGAGCAGUCCCGGGAAGCCUGAGCCCACUUGGCCCAACUGUGACGCUUCUGAGAAACCCAAAGACACACCAAAAACGCCCGCCGGUGCCUGGCUUGGCCCCAGACCUUCCCUCUGCGAAAGGAGCCCUUCCCUUCCCGAGGAGUCAAAAGAGGACGCAUCGCAAAGGAAGGAGCUCCGACAGACCAAGGACCUGAAGUGCUUCCUCUUCAGCAGAGAUCUAGAGAAACCCACCACCAACAGCUACCUGAUGCAGCACCAGGAGUCCCUCCUCCAGCUUCAGAAGGCAGGCUUGGUUCGGAAGCACACGAAGGAGCUGGAGAGGCUCAAGAGCUUCCCGGCAGAGACCCCUGCCCAGGUGAGGGAAGGGCCGGGGGGCUCAGCUGACACAGCCAUCCCCGAAGAAGGCCCGGAGCUGACGGCCCAUCCCCAGGGACCGUGGCCUUCGCUUCCGGAAGACGCUGAGGGCGGCCUCAAGAAGCCGCACGCAACCCCUGCGCCAAAGACCUCCACGCCCGUCGCGCCGGCCCCGAGCAAGGCGGACCACAUGAGCAGCUUCACGAAAGACUUCCUCAAGACCAUCUGUUACACCCCGUCGUCCUCCAGGAGUUCCAACCUGACUCGGAGCUCCAGCAGCGACAGCAUCCACAGCGUCCGCGGGAAGCCCGGCCUGGUGAAGCAACGGGCUCAGGAGAUCGAAACCCGGCUGCGACUGGCCGGCUUGACCGUCUCCUCUUCCUUGAAACGUUCCCACUCUCUUGCCAAGCUGGGGAGCCUCAACCUCUCCUCGGAGGACCUCUCGAGCGAGCUGGACCUCUCUGCGCCGCUGCCGGACUCCAGAGAAGCCCAACCGAGGGAGCCCGUGGGGCCCUGUGACUUCCGCUUAUUUUCCAAGAACGCAGGAGGGGGACCCAAACCCUUGGCUAAACCCACCCCAGGGAAACUGAAGGCUGUGCCUUGGCUGGAGAAAAGCUGACCCGUUUGGCAUCUUCUUUUUUUCUCCAUUUCUUUUCUUUUUUAAAAAAACUUAUUUUUCUUCUGUGCUAAAGGCAAUUUUAUCGUCUUUGCGGGGGGGGGGAGGAAGAAGCGGAAAUUCAACCCUCUUUCCCUUCGGGUGUUGCAAGCAGAAGGGGGUUGCAAAGGGGAAGGGUUCUCAGACAAGGGCAAACAGCCCAAGGAAGAAAAA
Molecule: messenger RNA, 3748 nt
Organism: Pogona vitticeps (central bearded dragon)
Lineage: Eukaryota; Metazoa; Chordata; Lepidosauria; Squamata; Agamidae
Source: RefSeq, a predicted model, not a curated record